Telopea speciosissima is the source of this 826-nucleotide messenger RNA. Its product is annotated as 60S ribosomal protein L18a-like protein. The record is from RefSeq and is a predicted model, not a curated record. Lineage: Eukaryota; Viridiplantae; Streptophyta; Magnoliopsida; Proteales; Proteaceae. The transcript has 5 exons. Bases 66 to 491 code for a protein of 141 amino acids.
GUGCACUGGAAGCUGCCUGAAGGACAGAGGACCUCAACAUAGUGAAUUCAUCAACUUCAAGAUAAAUGGAAAAAAGUGCUACUGAUCAGGAGGUGAAGGGUUUCAGAAAUGGCCAUGAGUUGGUGAAAUCAGUUUCAGAUAAGCAACUUGAACUUUUGAGGCCAUCAGCUCGACAUGUUUCAGUGAUUAAAGCGAUGUCAACUGAAGUUUUGGACGAUGCAAAAGGGAAGUAUUCCCUGCUUAGGGAUACCGAAGAUGGCCAAUUCGGGAUGUACGACAAACCUCUCCCUUGCUUUGGUUGUGGGAUAGGAUGGUUUUCGUUUUUACUUGGAUUUGUGUUCCCAUUGCUGUGGUACUAUGCCACAAUUCUCUAUUUUGGGAACUAUUAUCGCAAAGAUCCAAGAGAGCGAGCAGGACUUGCUGCCUCUGCGAUUGCGGCCUUGAUAUGUUCAAUAGCGGUGUUGAUCACAGUACCUAUUCUUAUAUUCUGAUCAUUAUGGCUCUUAAUUUGUCAUCUGUACAUUUCACGUGGAGGAGGCUCCAGGGGAGAGCUCAAAGUCAUGACAAUCAUCUUAUAGUCUUGGCAGCAGCAAGUGGAGAACAAUGAUGCUGCAAGAAGGGUCAUGCAAUCCAAGAAGUAUGUGUGUUUUUCUUACCACUUUUUUCCGGAUAUUUGUAUUGAAGCGCCUUCACUUAUUUUGUAAAUGCAAAGUUGCAAACUGUAUUCUGUACAUGAUGAAAACUCCAGUAUUCCCUUUCUUCAGAACUGUUUGUGAGCCUGUUGCAGUUUGAAUGAUUGAGACGCCAACCUACAGUCAGAAACAAA